Myxocyprinus asiaticus (Chinese sucker) is the source of this 3340-nucleotide messenger RNA. Its product is annotated as zinc metalloproteinase-disintegrin-like EoMP06. The coding region runs from base 115 to 2619 and encodes 834 amino acids. The record is from RefSeq and is a predicted model, not a curated record. NCBI's taxonomy places the organism in Eukaryota, Metazoa, Chordata, Actinopteri, Cypriniformes, Catostomidae. Gene Ontology annotation, molecular function: cell adhesion molecule binding; metalloendopeptidase activity. The transcript is spliced from 22 exons. Gene Ontology annotation, biological process: positive regulation of membrane protein ectodomain proteolysis; inflammatory response; proteolysis.
CGGCUUAUUCUAUUUCUUUGGUUUGUCCUGAUAGAGUGAAAAUGCAGCAGCUCACUUGGGCGGACCUCAAAUUUCACUUUUGGCUCAUAGUUCGUCUGACAAGCAACAGGAAUCAUGCGGUGUUCCGCGUUCACAGCUCACGCAGUUUGCUGUCUUUGUCUUUGGGGAUGUGUUGCACAGAGUUUAAGGACAUUACCUCAUGUACAGCAGUUUUAUGUGGUUAGACCUCAGAGUAUAAGAGCUCGCAGGAGUGUCUCCAAACAGGUACAGUCUGAUAAAGAAUCACAAAACCAUGAGAUCUAUCCUGAUCAACUCACAUAUCAAUUAUUCUUUGGAGGGAAAAAUCACACGAUACAUUUGGAAAAGAACAGACAACUCAUUGGACAUAAUUAUACUGAAAUAUACUAUCAGGAUGAUGGAUCAAUUGUGAGCAGCAAUCCAAAUAUAAAGGACAAUUGCUAUUAUCAUGGCCAUGUUCAGGAUUUGGAGGAUUCCUCAGUCAGUGUGGGAAUCUGUUCUGGAAUCAGAGGUUUUGUUAAGGUGAAACAGGAAGUGUACUUGAUUGAACCGCUAAACAAUCACAGUGAUGGAGACCAUGCAAUCUAUAAGCAGGAACAUCUAAGAUGGACGAGAAAAUCUUGUGGUGAAUCACACACCACCAUUUAUGACCAUGAACCACCAGUGGCUGCCCCCUUGAAAUCCAGCAGCUGGACACUUAAACGUUUUGACAUUCCAAGAUUUGUGGAAAUGUUUCUGGUGGUGGAUAACACUGAGUAUAAAAACUACAGGUCUAACAUGGACUUUAUCAGAAGUAGGAUGCUGGAAGCUGCAAAUCAUGUUGACAAGUUGUAUCGGCCCCUGAAUAUCCAUGUUAUGCUGGUAGGUUUAGAGGUGUGGACAGAUCAGGAUCACAUUGUGGUGAGUGAGAGUUCAGAUGACACUCUCAGCCACUUCCUUGACUGGAGAAAGAAAAUUCUGCUUAAACGAGUAAAGCAUGACAACGCUCAGUUUGUGACUGGAAUUGAUUUUUGGGGUGACACAGUCGGGCUGGCAAACAAAUUUGCAAUGUGUAGUGAAAAUUCAGCAGGUGUUAACCAGGAUCACAAUCAGGAUGCACUGGGUCUGGCAUCCACCAUUGCUCAUGAAAUGGGUCAUAACAUGGGAAUGUCUCAUGAUGAAAUUCACUGCACCUGUGGCUCAUCCAUGUUCAACUCCAUCUGCAUCAUGACAGAGCGUGUGGGCAAUCUAUUCCCAGAGCAGUUCAGUGACUGCAGUCUGCAGCAGUUGAGUGCAUUUCUGGAAAACGCUAACCCCAGCUGCCUGCUAAACACCCCCAGCUCACACACACUGUACAGCGGGCCUGUGUGCGGCAAUGCUUUCCUAGACCUAGGAGAGGAGUGUGACUGUGGGAAAGUGGAGGAAUGUGAAAAUCCAUGCUGUAAUGCCGCAACAUGUCGGCUCACUGAAGGCUCACAUUGUGCUCAAGGGGAUUGCUGUGAGAAUUGCCAGGUAAUGUCUAUCAAAACUGCUGGAAGUUUGUGUCGGGAAUCUGAGAAUGAGUGUGACCUUGCGGAGUACUGCACAGGUCUGUCAGAGCAGUGUCCAGACAAUGAUUUUAACAUGAAUGGAAAACCCUGCAGUUCAGGCCAGGGUUACUGUUACAACGGUCAAUGUCCUACUCACCUCCAACACUGCCAAAGACUUUGGGGAACAGGUGCCACAGUGGCUUCUAAAGCAUGUUUUUAUCAAAACACUUUUGGAAAAAAGGAUUCUCACUGUGGAAAGACCAGAGACGGCUACAGAGCCUGUACAGAAGAAAACAUGUUUUGUGGAAAGAUAUUUUGCAUGGGAGGAAAUAACUACCCGAUUACAGGUCAGAAAGCUGUCAUAGUAACACGCAUGGGACAAAUAUGCAGCAUAGCUGGGGACCAAACAGAGGAGGAUGCCCUCAGCAUGGUGCCCACUGGAACUAAAUGUGGACACAAUAAGGUUUGCUAUGAUUAUAUGUGCCAAGACCUGAAUGUUUUUGGCAGUAAUGAAGACUGCUCAUUAAAAUGCAAUGGUAGAGGGAUUUGUAAUCAUAAAAAGCAAUGCCACUGUGACGCUGGUUGGGCCCCUCCUUACUGUGAUGUCACAUUCUCUGAAUUGCCUUCCGGAGGAGCAGUGAAGAUUAUUGGCUACUUAGCAGCAGUUGCAAUAGUUCUGCUUGCUGUAGUAAUCGGAUUAGUGGUUUAUUGUAAAAAGAGAAAAGUCAUCAGGCUGCAGACGAAAACUGCAUCUUCAGGACAGACCCUUCUUGAUGAAAACAGCACUGCCAAGAGAGACCGCCCUCAGAUCAGCCUGCCUAUAUGCAUGGAGACCACCGUAACUCAACCCUGCCUCCCUCUAACCACAAGAGUGGCUCCAACCCAUCCUGCUCCCCCGCCCUCUAAACAGUCACCACCACAGCUACAGAAGGCUCCACAGGUGUUCCUCGUUUUCCCUUGUGUAUGUAAGCCCUUGUUUUCCCCUGGUUUUUUUUUUUUUUUUGUCAGUCUUCAUCUGUGUUAUGCUGUGCUUUGUUCCUCGUGUUCUGUUUCAUUAUGUUCUGAGUUACCUGGUUUACUUUUGUUUUAUUAAAGGCUGCAUUUAGAUCCUCAUUCCUCUCCUGUCUCGUCACUAUUUGUCUUUUUUUUCUGGUCAAAAUAAAAGCCAUUUAUGGAAUUUCAGAGCACUUUCAUAAACAUUUUCCUUCUUCAUUGUUUGAAAAUCUAAUUGUGAGGGCCACUGACCACACAGCAUGAUCUCAUUAGUAUUCAUAGAUUUUAUUUGUAAGUAACAGGUGUAACUUACAUUUUUGAAUGAAAAAAAUAAAUUAUCAAUGUAUUCACAGUAUCUAAAAUGUAAGUGUUUUUACGUAUGUAUAGUUUUAGAGCUUUACAAAUCUUUACAAAUCCUCUGAAGACUGAUCGGAACAGAAAUUACUGGAAACUUUGCUACAGGUUCUGGGGACACCUCUGCAGGUGAAUGAGUUCAAUACUUAAACACAAUCCCAUAGCGGGACGUUUAUUUAUCAGAGAAUGAUGCAAUUUUAUCCAAGAAAGACCUUUUUAAUGCCAUUUUUAGGUAUAAAUGAAAUCCAGAUGGGACAAAUAAAUGUAUAUUUAUUUCCUACCUUCGUAUGACUGAAUUUAAUUAUCAGUAUAGUAGAUUUCAGUGUCUAUGCAAACGUACAAUAUAUGUACGUAUGAUAGAACCACACUUUACAUAUGAAUAUGUAUGAAUACUAAUGAGAUCAUGUUGGACUACAAUGUGACACCAUUUAACAGUACUUAAGCACAAACCCAUAUUAAAGGAUAAA